UGAAAACUUCGACGAAUACAGGAAUUGGGUGUCGGUAUGGUUCUACGCAAAAUGGGUAACAGUGUCAGCCCCACCGUUGAACUGAAGAAGGAUGGUGAUAAUUACUCUUUCACCACUACCUCAACCUUUAAGACAACUACGGUCAACUUCAAGCUGGGCGAGGAAUUCGAUGAAGAGACACUUGAUGGUCGCAAAGUGAAGAGCGUCUUCACUCUGGAUGGCAACAAAUUGGUGCAAGAACAGAAGGGUGACAAACCACCGACCAUUAUUCGUGAAUUCACUGACUCCUAGUGACUACUCUCACCCCCAACGACGUGAAGUCCGUCAGAGUCUACAAGGCUGUAUAAAUGCGCAGUGCGCUACAUGCGAAGUUCAAAACAACAGUAACAAAAAGCUAAAGUAAUUUAAAAUAAAAAAUGCCACUUCUUGCGAUAAACUAAUGAUUGAAAAACUAACUAUCAUACAGCAUACAUUGUACUUUAUAUAA
Anastrepha ludens (Mexican fruit fly) is the source of this 487-nucleotide messenger RNA. RefSeq names its product probable fatty acid-binding protein. Bases 37 to 291 code for a protein of 84 amino acids. NCBI's taxonomy places the organism in Eukaryota, Metazoa, Arthropoda, Insecta, Diptera, Tephritidae. The record is from RefSeq and is a predicted model, not a curated record. Gene Ontology annotation, molecular function: fatty acid binding. Gene Ontology annotation, cellular component: cytosol; nucleus. Gene Ontology annotation, biological process: fatty acid transport. The transcript has a single exon.